This is a messenger RNA of Passer domesticus (house sparrow), 2521 nucleotides long. RefSeq names its product carbonic anhydrase 4 (gene CA4). The record is from RefSeq and is a predicted model, not a curated record. The transcript is spliced from 8 exons. NCBI's taxonomy places the organism in Eukaryota, Metazoa, Chordata, Aves, Passeriformes, Passeridae. Gene Ontology annotation, biological process: one-carbon metabolic process. Gene Ontology annotation, molecular function: zinc ion binding; carbonate dehydratase activity. Gene Ontology annotation, cellular component: plasma membrane. The coding region runs from base 213 to 1160 and encodes 315 amino acids.
CCAUCCACUUUGGAGAAUGAAUAAAUUCAGGCAAAUCAGGAGCAGGGCAAAUCUGGAGAAAUUACAAAGGGGAGGAGUUCACCUUCCUGCUAUGGCUUUCAGGUCUGUCCUGGACUACUUACUCCAGUAUAAAACUGAGAGCAGAAAUGUGAUCACAUCCUGAGGAGUCCAAUCAAUUCUGGUUUCAACACGGAGCCUAUUUAAUCUGGAGAAUGGAAUUGCUGCUCCUUGCUGUGCUCUGCCUGCACAUUCUCAAGACAGAGGCAGUAGUGGGCCACUGGUGCUACCGGUCCCAGAAGUGUGAGCUGCCCCAGUGUAAAGGUCCUGCCCAGUGGCACCAGCUGCACGAGGCGUGCAGAGGGGAGAGGCAGUCCCCUGUCAACAUCAUCACCCGAAAUGUGCGGUUGGACAGGAGCCUGCAGCCCCUGAGCUUUGAGGGGUACGGCGUGAGGGGCUCUGCCAGGUGGGACCUGCAGAACAACGGCCACACAGUUAAAGUGGCACUAGACGCAUCCCCUAAAAUCGGAGGAGGAGGCCUGGAGAGAAAAUACAAGGCAGUAGAAUUCCAUUUUCACUGGGGAGUCCUGGGAGGGCAACAAAACAUCCCUGGCUCCGAGCACAGCAUAGAUGGAGAGAAAUACCCCAUGGAGUUUCACAUCGUCCACAUCAGAGAAGAUGUUUCAGAUGUGACAGAAGCCAAGAAAACUAAAGAUGGUUUGGCUGUGUUGGCCUUCUUUGUAAAGGCUGACAAAAAAAAUGAAAACUACGAAACUCUACUGAAUGAAUUAAAGAAUAUUAAAUACAAAGGGCAAUCAGCAACGGUGGAUCCUGUGCCACUGAGCUCUCUCCUCCCAGCUGAGGAAGACCUUGGGAGGUACUAUCGCUACCAGGGGUCCCUCACCACCCCUGACUGCUACCAGGACGUCAUCUGGACCGUCUUUGAGACGCCAGUGGAGCUCAGCCAGCACCAGCUGUCCCAGUUCGCAGCACUGCACUUUGAUGGGAAGAACUCCACUCCCAUGAUGGAGAAUUUCCGGCCGGUGCAGCCCCUGAACUCGCGCACGGUGCUCUGGUCAGGGGCUGGCACCGCCCUGCCCACGGCGCAGCUGCUGCUGCUGGCCCUGGCCCUCACCUGCACCCUCAGCUCUCUGUCCCACUGAGCCUUCCCCGCCUCACUCAGCGUCCUGGGCCUUCAUUUCUUGUUAUUUUUGCUGUUCCUUGUCUCAGCCUCUCAUGAAUUGUGUCCCAGUGCAGAAUAGCUUUGUCCUCCUCCAGAUAUUAACCAAGGGCUUCUGUGCUGCUCUGGUGAAACCCAAACCACCAGAACGCAAAGGAACUGGGAGAUAAAGCAAUGAAAAUUCCAUUUUAAAAGCCAAUACACUCAGAGAAAGCGUUAGUCUGGAUUAUGCUGUAGUUUUAAGGCAGCACUGGAAGGAGCUGCACAGAGAACCUCGGAGAGGAAUCUGUUCUUAAGUGCCUGUGAAGGGGUUGGUUUGGAGCACGUUUACAUUCAGCUCUGCAAAUGUGGCACUGAAAUGUGGAGUAAUUCCUACAACCCCACUCUGUCCUACCUGAAGGUACAGCACAGAGCAAAGAUCAAAUGCUCACACACAGGAGCAGCACCUGCUCAUCCCCUCCAGGGAAGGGCACUCACCCAGCACAUAAAUCCUCCUCCUUCCUUCAGAAUAUCUCAGCUAAUUUCAGAUAAGGACACUGGAUUCCUUCCACCCCGUCUCCUGCUGGGGCUAUCAGGUUCCUCUGUUAUUUAUUCAUCCCUCUCUGGGAUGCCGUGUGAUGUGAUGUGCUGGGAGCAGCAGGGAGGCUCAUCCCCACGGACCAGAGGCACAUCUGUGGAAAUUCCCUCUCUUUGGAGGGCUGCUUCUGAAGCAGGAGACUCUGAUCAUCCUUUCUAGUUGUUAUUUGCCUUAUAAAAUAGGACAGCUCAAGAAAUGGCUCUUUCUUACAUAUAUAUAUAUAUAUAUUUCUUUUAUAUAUAUAAUUUUUUAUAGUAGCAUACCUGCAAUAGUCACACGUGGUCAAGAGUCAUAGUUUUUGCCAAGACUGUGGUUUGAACCAAUUCCUUCAGAUCUUACCCAAUUACUUAUAGAAAAUACAUUGGGAAAUGGGGUUUCCUUGUAUUAUUCUAGUUCUCCCUCUGAAGAGGGACAUAACAUUUCUCUUUGGCUAGUGCCAUAUAACAUGUUACAGCUUCUUUUAGGAUUUUAGAUUUUGGCCACAGCAAAAUAGGAUUUCAUAUUAGCAGAUUUGUAUUUUUUUUCCUUUAAGGGCAAUGUUUGCAGAGAUGACUUUAUAUAUUUUCAGGAAAAUCCUGGCAGUGAGAUCAAUCACAGCUCACCAAAAGCAGGGAAAUUAUUUUCAUAUUAAUCAAUCAAUAAAGCUUUAAAAAAAAAAACCCACAUGGGAAAGCAAAUGAACCUAUUUAAGUUUAAAGGAAAGAUUAAUACUUUAACUGUGUUUUUAUGCAACUGAAAUGAAAUAUUAAAGGUGAACAACAGACCUA